GCACGUCUCGCGUUUGCUGCCAGUGGACAUUUGCUCGGAGCCUUCGCUGCAGCAGUUUGCUGCUGCAUGCAAGCAGCUUUGCUGCUGCUUCUUGCCUUUUUCAAAUGCAGCAGCAAACAGCUGCCAAGAAGCAGCAGCAGCAGCAGCAGCAGCAGCAGGUGACGCCGCAGGUGAAGCAGCAGCAGCAGCAGCAGGUGACGCCGCAGGUGAAGCAGCAGCAGCAGCGGCUGCAGAAGCAGCAGCAGCAGCAGCUGCGCCGGAAGCUGCUGCUGCUGCUGACAACAAGGAUGCUGCAGCAGCAGCAAAAGCAGCAGCAGCAGCAGCAGAUGCAGCGGCAGUAGAAACGCAUGCGGCGGACCAAGCAGCAGGCGCAGCAGGAGCCCCAGCAGCAGCAGCAGCAGCAGCAGCAGCAGCAGCGAAUGGCGCAAACAAUUCAACAAAAGAUGCAAAUCACAAACACCCAAUUCUCAAACCCUCGGGGGCCCCCCAGGGGGCCCCCCAGGGGGCCCCCGAGGGGGCCCCCCUGGGGGCCCCCCAGGGGGGCCCCCAGGGGGCCCCUCAGGGGGCCCCCAAUGGGGCCCCCAGUGCGGCCCCCAAUGGGGCCCCGCAGGGUCUGCGUGAGGGGCCCCCAUCUGGGGUUUCUGAGGGCACUGUCAAGGGGGCCCCCCAGGGGGGCCCCCCAGGGGCCCCCCAGGGGGAGGGGCCCCCGAGGGGCCCCCAGGGGGAGGGGCCCCCAGGGGGCCCCCAGGGGCAGGGGGCCCCUGGGGGCCCCCAAGGGGAGGGGGCCCCUGGGGGCCCCCAGGGGGGGCCCCCCGAGGAAGUCAACCCCGUGAGUGGACGCGCUUGCUGCCAGCAGCAGCAGCAGCAGCAGCAGCAGCAGCAGCAGCAGCAGCAGAAGCAGCAGCAGUAG
Messenger RNA from Eimeria necatrix, 910 nucleotides. RefSeq lists its product as hypothetical. The record is from RefSeq and is a predicted model, not a curated record. Lineage: Eukaryota; Apicomplexa; Conoidasida; Eucoccidiorida; Eimeriidae. The transcript has 3 exons. The annotation marks the transcript as partial.